CCCCAUGCUAUAGCAACCAGUCACAAGCUACACAUUCAAACUAUUCAGGAGAAAAAGAAAGAGAUACCCCUAAUUCUCUUCCUGACCAUAGCUAUUUCAAAUCUGCAUCACUUCCCAUUUUUUACUCAGAUUUCAGAUUUCUUCUUCGAAAGCUUAUCUCCUAUGAGGCCCUAUCUAGCAGUAUCACUUUUGCUUUUGUCCCUUCUUCUUUCUGAGGUUCAAGGGAUCCGCUUGGAUAAAAGUUUCAUGUCAUCAGUUGCGCAACAUAAAGUAGAUGAAGAAAAAAGUGCUUUGACAAAAAUACAUGACAGUGCUGUUCAAGAGGUCAUUCUGUGCAAAGAUGGGCACUGUACAGGAAAGAAUAGAAAACUUAUUACCACAACAACCACUUCUACUACUAGCACCACCACCACAUCAAAGAAUGAGAAGAAUGGAGAGAAUAAAGCUGACACCAAUUCAAAAGGAAAAUCGGGUAGUGGGGAACUUGGUGAGCAAGAGACUUUCAUGGUUAAAGGAAGGCCUACUUCAGAGGUUUCCCAAUCCCAUGACCACCACGAGCAGUUUCCGGACAUCAUUGACCUAGCUGAGAUGGACUAUUCUCCAGCAAAGAGAAAACCUCCAAUACACAACUGAGUGUUAGGAAUAUUAAAAAAAAAAAAACUAAAAAUAGAAUGUAGUACUGUUUAGGAUAAUAAAAGUGGGGAAUACAAUGUUAUUGGACAAUGGUGACUGGACAGCAUUACAGAAAUGCUGCAGUUUUUUUAGGGUUAGGAUCGAUUUUGUACAUGAGAUAGAAUAUUCUAUUAUUAUUGUUAAUCUUAAACUACUAUCAUUUUGAUGAUUGAAUCAUAAGCACUUUUGGAGGGGCAUUUGUUACAAUCAAAAGUGGAAAGAAAUUAAUAAAUAAUUUCAGUUAUAUGCGUA
Quercus robur (English oak) is the source of this 924-nucleotide messenger RNA. RefSeq lists its product as uncharacterized. The record is from RefSeq and is a predicted model, not a curated record. The transcript is spliced from 5 exons. The coding region runs from base 163 to 633 and encodes 156 amino acids. NCBI's taxonomy places the organism in Eukaryota, Viridiplantae, Streptophyta, Magnoliopsida, Fagales, Fagaceae.